Messenger RNA from Prosopis cineraria, 2718 nucleotides. RefSeq lists its product as uncharacterized. The record is from RefSeq and is a predicted model, not a curated record. Lineage: Eukaryota; Viridiplantae; Streptophyta; Magnoliopsida; Fabales; Fabaceae. Bases 307 to 2325 code for a protein of 672 amino acids. The transcript has 10 exons.
CUUCUUCGCAAUUACCCACAGAAUUGAGAAAAAUACAAAACAAGAUUUCAAAUAGGAAAAAAAAAUAUAUCUUUUAUUUCGAAUUCUCUUCCGUAUGUGAGAAGUUUCUUUCACAAAUUCAUCUCUCGAAAAGCUUGCUUCGUCAAUCACUCACAGACACUGCACUCAAUCGGUUACUUUUACAGUUGCAGCUACUCGGUGGACUCGUUUAUCAGUCACUCUCUCUGCCUUUAUGUAUGGACGUGGAGGAAGUUUCAAGUUUCGUGGUGUUAGUGUUUGUAUACUGGAGGUGCAUGUGAACUUUCCAUGGAAACGUUGGUUGGAAUUGAGGAUAAUGACGAGGGGAAGCUUGAAGACAGUGGCGUAGAUAGAAGUAGCUCUGCUUUGUCUUCACCAAAGCAGAUUGCCAACCCAGUUGUGUACAAGCUCGUGCGGGUUGAAGGUGAUGGGAGGUUAGUUCCUGCAACAGAUGAUGAAUUAAUUGAGGUGGAGGAUUUCCUUGAGUAUGACCAGAUUGAAAUGGGUGUUGAUGUGGACACUGCGCUCCAUGAAGGAUGUUCAUCAAUUGAAAGGUCUUCCUCUGAGAAGCUUCAAUUGGAGUGCUCAGAAGAUACUGCAGAGGCAGAUCCAGAGAAGUUAAAUGCACGACUUCAGUAUAUUGAGCAGAUGUUGCAGAAGGUCAAGGAGGAAGAGAAGCUUCAUUUGGCCUGUGGAUCUCCUGGUCUUUCCUAUGUAAAUGUAGACAGCCAGUGUUCGGCUGCUGAUUUGCCUGUCAUGGAUGGGAUAAUUCAGUGUGAUACUUCCUUCCAGGAAAUUAUUCCUUCUUCAGCACCAUCUUUAAAUAACAGUCAUAGUAAUCAAUCACAAAAUAUUGGUGGGUGUUCUAGACCUUCGGAAGGACAAAUAGAAAGUGGAUUAUCUACCUCUGCUGUCUAUUGUGAUUUGAAGCCUGAUUUUUCUAUGAUAAAAGGAGAAAUAUGCUUGGACAAGUUAUCAAUUAGAGAACUUCAUGAACUAUUCAAAGUGACUUUUGGUCGGGAAACUACUGUGAAAGACAAGCAGUGGCUGAAGAGGAGGAUUGCCAUGAGUUUAACUAACUCAUGUGAUGUUUCAGCAACAACUUUCAUAGUUAAAGAUAACAAGUUAGUUAGAAAAUGUGAGGAAGGUAUUGAUGGAAAUGUGGAUGCUGUCCUCUUCAAGGAUACUACUGCUGGAGAAGAGGAUAUCAACUGUAGGGAUUUAUCAUGUGCUGAGGGUAUUGGAAAUGAAAAUAAUCAAGUUGUUUCUGGAAAGAGACUGAGAAGUCAUAAUGGGGAACAUGAUUUGUGCAGUGAGAGUCUUCAGACAGAACAAAGAGCUGCCAAAAGAAUCCGUAAGCCCACUAGGAGAUAUAUUGAAGAGCUCUCUAAAAAUGAGUCCAGGGACCACAAUCCUAGGUUAUUAAGUUCAAACAGAAGUGCGGAACUUGGGCAUGUCUCUCCAAACUCAUACAAUGGUUCUGCUAGGAAUGUUUUUUCAGAGGGAAGAACUAUUGUAACUAGGUUUGACUCUCUGGGAGGUUUGGGAAUUUACAUACCUUGUGUUUCCCGAAUUCGAAGAUGUCGUCCAAGGAAAAAUAUCAUGCCUCUUAUGGUGAGCGGUGCUGUUUCAUUUCAAAUUAAUGAUAUGAUUCCGUCCCAGAAAUUUCAUCAAAGCAGUGGCAUGGUUGAGGUUGCCAACUUAAGCAAUGAGGCCUUUGGAGAGCAUGGUUCUCAAGAAGAUGAGGGUAGGGACAAAGUCUUAAAAUCCAGAUCCACAUCUUCAAAAUUUCAGCAGCGAUCUGCUGUUGAGCAGAAAGAUGAACAAUCUCCACUACUGGACAGAAUUGAACCACGACAGGAAUCAAGACUGAGAAAGGCAGAUCUAUCUAGCUAUAGUUCAGAUGACAACAUAGUGACUGUCCCCACUUCAAAAGGUGGCAUGAGAAGAAAACAUCAUAGAGCCUGGACCCUUGUUGAGGUGAUGAAAUUGGUUGAAGGUGUGUCACGGUGUGGAGCAGGGAGAUGGUCAGAGAUCAAACGGCUUUCCUUUGCUUCUUACUCAUAUCGUACGUCUGUUGAUCUUAAGGAUAAGUGGAGGAAUUUGCUUAAAGCUAGCUUUGCGCAGGCAGCUUCAGAUGAGGGUGUGAACUCGAGGAAGCAUGGUACCGUCCCUAUUCCUGAGCCAAUUUUAGUACGAGUAAGAGAGCUUGCCGGAAUGAAUUCUCAGGUACCUACGAGCUUCAGCUCAAGCAAACUAACAGCCUGUACUGGGGUUGCUCAUGAUGAUAGGUCAGGGUACUUGUAGCCUUGUAAAUAAUACCAGUUUUAGUUGUCGGCCCAUAAAAAUAAGAAGCUAACUCUUGCACCGCCUUAAACCGAAUCCUAUCUUGGAUGGGUGCUUGGAUCCAUGAAGUCUUGUAGGCGUUAAGAAAUUGUCCAGAAGUGUAAUGUACUGACACGAUCAUUAGUUUUGUCUUAUGUUAGUUCUUCACUGUAAAUCUGUGAUCUUGGAAAUACAUGCAUUUGUCAGUGGCGUGUCCCCUGAAAAAUGUAGUUAGAUGAAGUACUGAAGAGAGAGAACUUGCGCGAGUAUCUACCAGUUUUCAAUUUCAGUUUCUUUCUCAUGUUACUGUAAAAGGUCAUGAGUUUUUCUAGCACUCGAUAUUUAUCAAUCAAUGCUAUUGCACUAUCAUGUUUA